UGCUGGAGGAGGGACAGUAAUACAAAUUUUGUUCCAGAAAAAGCGCUUGUUCUUGCGUUGUUUUCAGCGACAAUUUAUUUUUUUUUCCUUUCAAAAACUUCGUUUGAGGGGUUUGUUUAGUCUGUGUUUUCAGAAAGACAAUUCAUGCAUGUCCAAGCAGAGUGGAGAACUUGAAAGAGGGGAGCUUUCGUCCAGUUGGCUAAAUACAGCGCGAGAGAGGUUGCCUCAGAAUGAUAAAACAAUGUCUAUGUCAGAACGACUGGAAGUACAGCCUCUGAGUUUCAAAUCGGCAGCUUGGACACGGUCAGAAACACCAAGACUGGAAUAAAAAAGGAAAACAAGAAAAAUCCUAUGGCUUGAAGUUUCUAUAUCUCUAUCUAUAUGUCAGGCCGCAGCUCAUGGAUUUCCUCACGGAGUAUGCCUACAACGACACCAACGACACCUACUACUAUGACGCCGCUAACGGGACGUCGAACAACGGCACGGCAUGGGAGCCCCGGCAUCCCUACAACUACUACGCCAUGCUGCUCAUGCUGCUCAUCUUCGUCAUCGUCUUCGGCAACAUCCUGGUGUGCAUGGCCGUGUCCAGGGAGAAGGCUCUGCAGACCACCACCAACUACCUGAUCGUCAGCCUGGCCGUGGCGGACCUGCUGGUGGCCACGCUGGUCAUGCCCUGGGUGGUCUAUCUGGAGGUGGUGGGAGAGUGGCGCUUCAGUAAGAUCCACUGUGACAUCUUUGUCACUCUGGACGUCAUGAUGUGCACGGCCAGCAUCCUCAAUCUGUGUGCUAUUAGCAUUGACAGGUAUACAGCCGUUGCCAUGCCAAUGUUGUACAGCGGGCAGUACAGCUCCCGGAGACGCGUCACCCUCAUGAUCUCCGUGGUGUGGGUGCUCUCCUUCACCAUAUCCUGCCCCCUGUUGUUUGGACUAAACAAUACAGCAAGUCGGGACCCGGCGGUGUGCGAGAUAGCCAACCCCUCGUUCGUGAUGUACUCCUCCAUCAUGUCCUUCUACGUGCCCUUCAUCAUCACGCUGCUGGUCUACGUGCAGAUCUACGUGGUCCUGCGCAAGCGGCGGAAACGCGUCAACACCAAGCGGGGUUUUCAAAAGGUCAAAGUCAACCUCCAUGCUCCUACCAAUGAUAAGUGCACUCAUCCAGAAGAUGUGAAACUGUGUACCGUUAACGUGAAGAGCAACGGAGCCAUCCCCAGCAAGAACCAGCAAGGUCUGCUGGUAAAGGACGCGGCGCUGCACGGCAGCGAGCUGGAGAUGGAUUUAAUGACCAGCGGCUCUCCUCAGCACCAGGAGAGGAGGAAAGUGCUCGCCACAGAAAUUGGUCAGCAGCAACAGCAGCAUCCGCGGAAUCCACAGCAGCAGCAGCAGCAGCUGACUCUCCCGCUGAACGCCGACGCAGACGGCCCCUCUCAGCUGGAAUCGCCGAGCCACAUCGAGGAGAAGAACGGGGACGCCAAGGACAGACAGGGGCAGUCCCCGAUAACCGCCAAGGCCCUGGAGGCCCAGGCCAUGCCCAAUGGCAAAACGCGCACCGCCGCCGUGCCCAAGCUACCGCAGUGCAAGAAGAAGAUGGCACAGCACAAAGAGAAGAAGGCCACACAAAUGCUGGCCAUUGUGCUGGGAGUGUUCAUCAUCUGCUGGCUUCCGUUCUUCAUCACCCACAUCCUGAAGACCCACUGCACCAGCUGCGUGGUCCCUCUGGAGAUGUACAAUGCCUUCACAUGGCUGGGCUACGUGAACAGCGCCGUCAACCCCAUCAUAUACACCACCUUCAACGUGGAGUUCAGGAAGGCCUUCAUCAAGAUCCUGCACUGCUGAUAAAAGGGGGCUCUACUCCGCUGACUGGGGGACUGGGGAUCAAUAACGGAGGAAGAGGAGGAGGAUACGGAGGAAGAGGAGGAGGAUAUGGAGGAUGAAAGGAACAUAUUGUCCGUGAAAAGAAAAAAAAACGGCAGAAUUUGAAGGUUAGAGGUGCCUCAGGGCUUUGCUUGCAGGCACGUUACA
Molecule: messenger RNA, 2018 nt
Organism: Engraulis encrasicolus (European anchovy)
Lineage: Eukaryota; Metazoa; Chordata; Actinopteri; Clupeiformes; Engraulidae
Gene: drd2b
Product: dopamine receptor D2b
Exons: 8
Coding region: 399-1832 (477 amino acids)
Biological process (GO): phospholipase C-activating dopamine receptor signaling pathway; adenylate cyclase-inhibiting dopamine receptor signaling pathway; regulation of potassium ion transport
Cellular component (GO): glutamatergic synapse; presynaptic membrane; plasma membrane
Molecular function (GO): dopamine neurotransmitter receptor activity, coupled via Gi/Go; G protein-coupled receptor activity
Source: RefSeq, a predicted model, not a curated record